Molecule: messenger RNA, 654 nt
Organism: Metopolophium dirhodum (rose-grain aphid)
Lineage: Eukaryota; Metazoa; Arthropoda; Insecta; Hemiptera; Aphididae
Product: insulin-like growth factor II
Exons: 5
Coding region: 153-473 (106 amino acids)
Cellular component (GO): extracellular region
Molecular function (GO): hormone activity
Source: RefSeq, a predicted model, not a curated record
GUAACUUACUACGGGCACUCUUCGUGUUAACAACGAACACAGAACACCUACAUUUAUCAAUAUUCAAAAUUAUUUUGUUCGACAUCUGACUACAUCGCUUCGAUCAGGUUACAGUUUUGAACGACGAUAUCCAUUCAUUAAAUGUAUAAACUAUGAUGUGUUAUAAGAAUGUGGUAGUUAUGAUAUUAACAUUCAAUCUGAUGGUAAACUGCGCACCAAGGGUCCCUGAAACUAUAGAAUGGGGCACCCAAAAUCACUUUUGCGGUUCAGCCAUCCCGAUUAUUAUGGGGCUGAUUUGCAGAGUCCCCGAGCGUAUCCUUCCUAAACAGGUUGAAGAUACUAAUCAUCGAGUACGGCGCAAUAUCGUCGACGACUGCUGUAAGGCUGCUUGCACCCUAACUUACAUGCAAUCCUAUUGCCAUGAGGAUCUCGAAAAAACUAGCAGAGAUAAACCGAUUAUUAUGUACACAUAAUAGAAUUAAUAAAGAUCAUCAGCAAUAUAACAACAGACAACUUCAACAACUACAACACCAGGACCAAUAGCUACAACCAAUACACUGGCUCCAAUGUUUAAGAUCCCAGCUAAAGGAAAAAUGAUUUGUAAUUGUUGCUGUACCGAUUAUUGUAAACAAAAUAAAUAUUUUUCAACACAUA